GAAGCAAGCCUCCAUGUGCAUGAGCGUAAAUGUUGUGGAACUCGUUGAUAUCCACCUUGCUUGCAUGCUUGGGGUUUGAGGGAGUGAGAGCAGCCAACACNUGGGCAGCAGCCAACACCGACCCAACAACAGAGUCAUCACUAUCCUCAUACUCAAGACGAUAGGCGGUCGCAACAAGCAUCCCAUUGACGUUCUGGAACACAACAUUUCCACGGAAGGCAGUCAACACUUUGUCGGGCCCACCAAGGCGGUUCCAGGAGCCGUCAAACUCUGCGCUAGGAGAGAAGAGGUUGUAC
Molecule: messenger RNA, 296 nt
Organism: Ectocarpus sp. CCAP 1310/34
Lineage: Eukaryota; Phaeophyceae; Ectocarpales; Ectocarpaceae
Source: the annotation of a GenBank genome assembly